AUGGGAGGAGCUUCAUCAACGCCACCAAAACCGACGCUCUCGGAACACUCCAAAAAAAUAGCAGAAGAAGUGAAAGAGCAUGCUGUUGUCCUCUACACGAAGGAUGGUUGCGGGUACUGUGUAAAAGCAAAAAAUGAAUUGUACGAAGAUGGAAUUCAUUAUACAGAAAAGAAUCUCAAUACAGUGGCAAAAGUGUUUCCUGAUCCGCAAGAAUACAUUAAGGGAUUGAUGGAUCUUACACGACAACGAACAGUUCCUCAAAUCUUCAUUUGUGGAAAGUUUGUCGGUGGAUACACGGAACUCAAUGCACUCCGACCGAAUCUGGCUAAAAUAUUGGAGACGUGUUCGGUGGACCAUGGGGAGACACUUCGAAGAGAGUUUACAUCGAAGAUAUAA
Caenorhabditis briggsae is the source of this 396-nucleotide messenger RNA. RefSeq names its product Protein CBR-GLRX-22 (gene Cbr-glrx-22). The transcript is spliced from 3 exons. Bases 1 to 396 code for a protein of 131 amino acids. The record is from RefSeq and is a predicted model, not a curated record. NCBI's taxonomy places the organism in Eukaryota, Metazoa, Nematoda, Chromadorea, Rhabditida, Rhabditidae.